Messenger RNA from Pogoniulus pusillus (Red-fronted tinkerbird), 1658 nucleotides. RefSeq names its product intraflagellar transport 52 (gene IFT52). Gene Ontology annotation, cellular component: centriole; cilium; intraciliary transport particle B. The record is from RefSeq and is a predicted model, not a curated record. The coding region runs from base 127 to 1437 and encodes 436 amino acids. Gene Ontology annotation, biological process: intraciliary transport; cilium assembly. NCBI's taxonomy places the organism in Eukaryota, Metazoa, Chordata, Aves, Piciformes, Lybiidae. The transcript has 13 exons.
GCAUGCGCUCCGCGGCCGGCCCGUUGCUAGGCCGCCAUCCCCGGGCCCGCCGCUGAGCCGGAGCGCUGGCCGGGGCCCGAAAGCUGGGGCUCCCCGGUGUCGGUGGCGCUAGCCCCGGGUAGCCCUAUGGAGAAGGGCCUGCGGAACGCCAUAGUCUUCAGUGCGUCCAAAGGGGAGGCCUUCACACUCGCCAGCAGCUACAAAUCCCUGCGGAAAAGGCUCCGCGGCAACUGGAAGAUCCAGAGCUUAAAAGAUGAGAUCACAUCAGAGAAACUUAUUGGGGUAAAAUUGUGGAUUACAGCAGGACCAAGAGAAAAGUUCAGUGCUGCUGAGUUUUCUGUUCUGAAGAAAUUCCUGGAGGAUGGUGGAGCCAUCUUGGUGAUGCUAAGAGAAGGUGGAGAGUCCAGAAGUGGCACAAAUAUUAACUUUUUGUUAGAAGAAUAUGGCAUCAUUUUCAAUAAUGAUGCUGUAGUACGAAAUGUGUACUACAAGUACCACCACCCAAAAGAAGCACUGAUCUCUGAUGGAGUUCUGAAUAGGGGAAUCAGUGAAGCUGCAAGAGCAGUGCUUGAGACAACAGAUGAAGAUGGAAGUGGACGUGACUCACAAGCUCUCACUUUCCUGUACCCAUUUGGUGCCACGCUGAAUGUGAUGAAACCAGCAGUGGCUGUUCUGUCAACGGGAUCUGUCUGCUUCCCACUCAACAGGCCUGUUCUUGCCUUCUAUCAGCACAAGAGUGAAGGUGGAAAAAUGGCAGCACUGGGAUCUUCCCACAUGUUCAGUGAUCAAUAUUUAAAUAAAGAAGAUAAUGGUAAAAUCAUGGAUGUGCUUUUCCAGUGGCUCACAACAUCAGAUAUCCAUUUGAACCAGAUGGAUAUGGAGGAUCCUGAGAUUUCAGACUAUACCAUGCCCCCAGAUACAGCUGCGCUCUCUGAGCGGCUGCGUGUCUGUCUGCAAGAAGGAGAUGAGAUCCCAAGAGACUUCACAAAGCUGUUUGACACGUCCCUUUAUCAGCUGGAUACAACUGCCCUCCCUUCAGUCAUCAAAGCUUAUGAGCAGCUGAAUGUGAAGCAUGAACCCCUCCAACUCAUUCAGCCACAGUUUGAGACUCCACUACCUGUUCUCCAGCCAGCUGUUUUCCCACCUGCUUUCAGGGAGUUACCUCCUCCUCCUCUGGAGCUUUUUGACUUGGAUGAAACAUUUUCCUCUGAGAAAGCUCGUCUUGCAGAGAUCACAAACAAAUGUACUGAUGAUGACCUGGAGUUCUACGUACGGAAGUGUGGCGAUAUCCUGGGAAUAACAAGUAAACUCCCGAAGGAGAAGCAAGAUGCCAAACAUAUCCUGGAGCACAUCUUCUUCCAAGUGGUUGAGUUUAAGAAGUUGAAUCAGGAACACGAUACAGACACAAGUGAAGCUGGAUUCCAGAAUGGUAACUGAGACCUGAUGCUCCCUACUCUGAGACCCUUUUAGUAAAAACAAGAUUCCCUUUUUUUCUUCUGAAUGCUUGGAUCAUUUCUGUGCAGGAAUUUGGGUAACUAAUGCCUUUUGAGGGAGUGUUUGUGUGUUACAAGCAUUUUCCAAAGACUUUGCUAUUUUUCUACUUCUUUAUUGAAAAUGUAAUUUUGUAAUAUAUAAAUAAAAAUAUUGUGCAAACAAAA